Messenger RNA from Sinocyclocheilus rhinocerous, 609 nucleotides. RefSeq names its product oxidoreductase HTATIP2-like. Lineage: Eukaryota; Metazoa; Chordata; Actinopteri; Cypriniformes; Cyprinidae. Gene Ontology annotation, biological process: import into nucleus. The coding region runs from base 1 to 609 and encodes 202 amino acids. Gene Ontology annotation, cellular component: cytoplasm. The record is from RefSeq and is a predicted model, not a curated record. The transcript is spliced from 7 exons.
AUGUUUAAAGAUAGUUUUCUGUACACCUGUGCAAAUUCUGGAAAGGCGCUACUGAAGGAAAUAGUGGAGCGAAACAUCUUCUCCAGCAUCACUCUCAUUGGACGAAGGCAGUUAACCUUUGAGGAUAAAGCCUAUGAAAAUCUGUACACCGAGGCUUUUCAGGGCCAUGAUGUUGGAUACUGCUGUCUAGGAACAACCAAAGCCAAAGCAGGAGCUGAAGGGUUUGUGCGGGUGGAUCAUGACUACGUACUCAAGUCUGCAGAACUUGCCAAAGCAGGAGGUUGCUCACAUUUUCAUCUCGAAUCCUCCAAAGGUGCAGACAAAACCAGCAGCUUUCUCUAUCUGAAAACAAAGGGACAGGUUGAAGCAGAAAUUGAAGACCUGUUUGAGCGUUUCUCCAUUUAUCGACCAGCGGUGCUCUUAGUGGACAGAGAGGAGAGCAGGCCGGCUGAGUGGGUGGCCCAGAAAUUUCUUGGUGCAUUCUCCUCUGUUUUCCCUACAAUGUCUAUUCCCAUCACAGCAGUGGCCAGAGCUAUGGUUGUGAACACACUGAAAGAUGGAGAGGAGAAAGUGGAAAUUCUCGAAAACAAGAUAUUAGCCACGACUUAG